UGAUUGCACGAAAGUCUAUGGAAUUAUUUGUUUGUGAUGUGUUAGAUUGUAUUUUGUUCAGAUGUUACGUUAUAAGUUGAUUUCACAUUAUCAGGCAAUCUGUGAAUCGCUAGUAAAGGAAAGAAAUAGUUGAAAAAGUGGAGUGCAGUGCGCAUUUAUGGGAACGUCUACGUCUAGGAGAAUGGACGAUAGUGAUUCGCGAUCGAGAUCCGACGAUAGUUCAGAUCAAGACUCAGACUUAGCAACCAUCUUGCAAUAUCUGAUUAGGAGCCAUUACUCAAUAGAGCUUCAAAUGUUUUGAAGAACUGAAGCUUUCCUACAUGGUAAUCCCUGGAAAGCCUAAGACUAAAUCUUUCUGAUGAUGGCAUCCGCCAGCGGGACUGUAGUACUGUUUUUCUGGCGAGGUGGAAUGCAGAGAGUCCGUGUGUUCCACAGCGGCCAAGUGCACAUCAUCUCUUCUGAACAGGACGACAGUGAUGAUGAAUUUGUUGCUGCUGCGACUCCUCCAAGGAUAGAUCCAGAUCCCAACACAAAAAAUUUAGAUAAAAGCGAGUUUAGUCUGACUACAAGACAGUCAUGUGGCCUAUUACAUUCCAUUGGGAGGAAGCGGCCGAUUUCUGUUGCUGCCAUGAUAAAUGCAAGAGAGCGUGGUAUGCCUGGCUCAGAGGCCUUCACAAGAGGAGACCGCUGCAGGAUUGCAAAUUCAUAUCUUCCUAACAGGAUGAGAACUGUUGCAACAUAUCAGAGCAAGGCUUUUUGCGGUACCUUCUCUCAAGAUGGAAACAUUUUCCUAAGUGCUUGUCAAGAUCGCAACCUGAGACUUUAUCAUACAAGCGAGGGAAAAUUUAAAUAUAUACGUUCAAUACAAGCAAGAGAUGUAGGCUGGAGCAUACUAGACACUGCUUUUAGCCCAGACAAUAACUACAUUGUAUAUUCCAGUUGGUCAGAAUGUUUGCAUCUGUGCAAGUUGUAUGGAGAUUCUGAUAAUCAAGAUGCACUGCCCUUAGGACCACAAGAAAGACGUUUCUGUAUUUUUUCUCUCACAUUCUCUUGUGAUGGACGAGAAAUACUUGGUGGAGGAAAUGAUGGCUACCUUUAUGUGUAUGACAGAGAGUGCAACCAGAGAGCUCUGAGGAUAGAGGGUCAUGAUAAUGAUGUAAAUACAGUUGCUUUUGCUGAUGAUACAUCACAUAUUUUGUACAGUGGAGGCGAUGAUGGGCUCUGUAAGGUUUGGGAUCGCCGAACUUUAAGUGAACAAAAUCCUGUCCCUGUCGGUGUUUUAGCAGGCCAUAUGGAUGGCAUUACAUAUAUUGAUCCAAGAGGUGAUGGUCGGCAUUUCAUUUCCAACUGCAAAGACCAAAGUAUAAAAUUGUGGGAUGUCCGUGUAUUUUCUGGCAAAGAUGGUCAGGAGAAUACACUUAAGGCUGUGGCUGAUCAAAGUUGGGAUUACCGAUGGCAGAAGGUCCCCAGGAAAUUGCUCAAUCCAAAGAAACCUUUGGCUGGUGAUACGUCUAUAAUGACCUACAGGGGUCAUACCGUCUUGCAGACAUUAGUAAGAUGUCAUUUUUCUCCUGCUUUUACAACAGGCCAGCGAUACAUAUACACAGGCUGUGCUGCAGGCAGAAUAAUCAUUUAUGAUGUGCUGACGGGCCGUAUUGAGAGCAAGCUUGCUGGUCACCGUGGCUGUGUGCGUGACGUUUCUUGGCACCCAUAUCGGCAGGAAAUUAUGAGCACUUCAUGGGAUGGCUCUGUGGCACAGUGGACAUAUUGUGCAGAAUAUGAUGAUGCAGAUAUAGAUGGAGCAUCAACAGACACUCUUGACGAUGAUGCAAAAGAUUCAGAAAAUGGGAGAAGACGACUGCGACGCAGCCAGCGCAUUGCACAACAGCGAGCACGACAGCAGUUUGAAAGUAGUAGUAGUGCUGGAUCCUGACAUCUUUGUCCAUAGGACAAAAGAUUUUGCACCAUCAUGUACAUUACAUUCAUCUUCAUGUGUUUUCAUUUUUCUCACAUCAGUCUUAAUGGGCAGCAUAAAUAUUUUUAUUUGGUUUUGUGAAGGGCUGACUUUUUUGUUUGAGAGAAAAGACACUUUCAAGAAUUUACAUGGGGAAAAAAUUGACUUUGUCAGCAGAAAGUUUAUUUCAGUUUAUGUCUGUUGGGGUUUUCGCCAUGGAUACAUAACUUAUAAAAACAACACAUGUAUAAGUUUCUUUUAAAGUUAUAAUACUCAUUUUUGUGUUAUGUGUGUCAAUGUGCAAAAAUUGCAUUUUGGAAAAUUUUGAUAGGUGUAAAGCAAUACGAGCUUUCAUUGAAUAUUACUUGCCCUUUGAUAAUCCUUGAUAAACAUAGUUUCCUGUUGACUAUACAUACAUUACGCUGUUUAUUUUUUAUGGAUCUACAGUUAGUUAAAUUGUUAUAAAAAUUAAAUCAUUUAUAUUUUUGUCUUAAUAGAUAAUUUUAAAUUAAUCUUGUCAUGUAGCAAAGAGCAGAUUACCACCUUAUUCAUUUAUGCAAAUAAUCAUCUCGUUUCCAAAUUAUCGUUUAUUAUGCACCCCUAAUACAUGUCCUGUGUCUCUGCCCUAGAUUCAAAAAGAGGAAUACUUAUGUAUAUAACUACCUGUAUAUACCCACAUAUUGUAACACACAUACAUAUGCAUAAUGUAAAAGUUAUUUUAUGUACAGCAAACAGAGCUGUUAACUAGGUUUUUCAGAAUGAGAAAUAAAGAAUUUGAUUUGUA
This is a messenger RNA of Schistocerca serialis cubense, 2738 nucleotides long. RefSeq names its product DDB1- and CUL4-associated factor 11. The record is from RefSeq and is a predicted model, not a curated record. The coding region runs from base 359 to 1933 and encodes 524 amino acids. The transcript is spliced from 12 exons. Gene Ontology annotation, cellular component: Cul4-RING E3 ubiquitin ligase complex. Lineage: Eukaryota; Metazoa; Arthropoda; Insecta; Orthoptera; Acrididae. Gene Ontology annotation, biological process: proteasome-mediated ubiquitin-dependent protein catabolic process. Gene Ontology annotation, molecular function: protein binding.